AUGUUGCACAUUGAGAAGUUUCCAGUUGAUGAAUCGAUGGGGCCUAUAGAUGGUUGGUAUAUUCCGUGUAUCAACUCACAGGGAUUUUCACCCAAUGUCACUGCGUUUGGAAGCGAGGGUUCAUCAAUCCAAAAUAACUACUGUCAAGGUUGCUCUAGACGAAUAAGUGAUGUGUCUGAAAUAAGAGCAUUCUGGUUUGAUGGAAAGCGAGAAGAACCACCACCGAUACCUAAUACACAGCACAAAGAUUACAUACGAAACAUUUGCGAAAUUUAUUCCAAAGUCCUCAAACAGUCAACUGAGAUAACAGAUCAGACAAGAACAGAGGAAAAAGUCAUCAUUCAAGAACAAGGUAAUGGAACUUGGCUAGACGAACUUGUGGAAAUCGGACAAACAUUGAAAAGGUUUCUUGGAAGUAUUGGGGAUAGAAAGCUAAAUGAAGAUGAAGAAACUGAAUUGAAAAAUAUUUACAGUGGCCUAAAAAAGGUUUCCUCUUGCCUGAAUAAGGUUUUUAAAGGUCUUCGAAAAGAGAUUUUCUUUCUAUGGACACAAAAGAUCGACAGUGCACAAAGCGAUCAAGAUAUUCCUAUGCUCUCCUCAGAAACAUCCGAUGAAAAUGUACAAAUCGGUACGGAUGUAACAAUAGAGGCCAAAGCUGAAUUGGUUCGUCAUUUUCAAUGGUUAAGAAAAACAUGCCAGGAAAAUAAAUAUAGAUUUUUGCAACUCAUUGAAGAAGAAAAAGAUAAGUUUGAGUAUGAGGAAAAAAAGGACAGACUUGUGCUAAAAAUUAGGAACUUUGGCAGGCAGGAUGCAGGAUCCUACUACGUAGCUGUAGAAACUGAGAAUGGCGUUUCUGUUUUUCGAAAAACUUUAAGAUUUGAAAAUGGAAAAAACGAUAUGAAUGGGUCUGACUUGGGAACAACUCCAAUAGAAGAGAUAAAUUUUUCAACAGAUGUAUCAUUGGGGGUUUUGCAUGCCAAUGCAAAUGCAAAGCCUGAAAAGAUGGAAAUAAAACAUCUCUCUGGAGGAAAAAGUGUGGAAUGCGACGUUAAGGCUGUGCAAAGUGUUGCCGGUUUAAAAAAAGCUGUUGCAAAAGCAUUGAAUUCUCCAAAAGAAUUUAUUGAAAUAGUGGACAACAACAAUAUAUUACUCUACCAGGAUGAUACACACUUUGAAGAUUUCCUGAAACAUGAAGAUAAAAUCCAUGUGAUUGAGCGACCAAGAACUCGUGAAAGUCAACAUGAGAGACCUGUUGAGAUUGUGGAAGAUGACAACGAAAGCACUGGCUUUCCGUAUGGAUGUACACACUCAAAUAGUAAGGCUAGAUAUUGCUGA
Saccostrea cuccullata (small rock oyster) is the source of this 1335-nucleotide messenger RNA. RefSeq lists its product as uncharacterized. The coding region runs from base 1 to 1335 and encodes 444 amino acids. The record is from RefSeq and is a predicted model, not a curated record. The transcript has 9 exons. Lineage: Eukaryota; Metazoa; Mollusca; Bivalvia; Ostreida; Ostreidae.